CUCCGCGCGCUCGCUCUUGCCAAGAGACCACGACUAGAAUAUUAACAGAGACCGGCUCAGCGUCAGCCAGUCGUAUGCUAACCUCCAUCCAGUUAACAGCAAUCUCUCUCUCUGCAUCUGAAGAAAAUUCCAUUCUCAGGAAAUUUGAGAGCAAACUGAGAGAGCUUAAAACGCGCGUGCAAAUUAACGAUCGAUUCUAGUGGUACAAAUUGUUGCAUUUUAUUAUUUUCAAUUUCACUGGCAUUCAGUUGUGGCAAGAGAAGAGCGAAAAAAAUUGAUCUUGAUUCCAGUCAAUAUUCGGUGGCUAUUUAUAUCGACCGAGAGUCUUUUCCUCUAAAAACGGACAAAACCGAUAUUCGUGCAUAAAAAGAAGAAAGUCUCCAUAAGGUCGACAACUUUUCGUUUUGUGGGUUAAGUUUUUGUAUAUAUUGACAAUCGAGUCUCGCGAUUUCAUUCGGACUUAUUCCUAAAUCACUGCUCGCGCUGAGCACCUGCAGUGAAGCACAAGGAAAGACCAUCCAGUGAGUCAAGAUUAUCCACUGGCAGUUGCUUUUCGACCGUGAAAGAGUUGACACGGAGUGGUCUUGAGUGACAUUCUGUGAACACUUCACUUCACAAUUCUGCAGUUAAGAGUAUCCCUUGUGGCCAGACGCAGGAGGAAACAAUCAAGAUGAGAAAAGUCAUGAACUUCCAUAGUGUAUUAAAGUUUUUCACAUUCUCAGCAGUAUUAUUGCUAUCAGGCCAAACAAUUGCCCAAACACCAGAAACAUUCACAUUGAGUGUUUCAACGCAGGAUUUGACCGUUUUGGUGGGUGAAAAUGAGGAAUUUAUCUUGGAAUUCAGAGGAUUCCUCAAUGAGACGGGCAAAGUCUACUUCUACGAGCAACACGAUGGAUUAAUCAAUGUGACACCGAAUGUGGUUGAUUUGCUACCAUCUACCCAAACAAGAGAGUAUCCAAUUCGCGUGGAGGGUCUUCAUCCCGGUCAUCUCGAAGUCACAUCCAAUUACACGAUUGGCAGCACAAGUUUUUCCGGCGAAAAUCUAUUCGUGAGAAUAACAGUGGCAAUAUCUCAGACAAUAAUUUACGUGUCCAGCGUCGUGGGAUGGAUUUAUUUUGUGGCAUGGUCGAUCUCAUUCUACCCCCAAAUCUACUACAAUUUCCAGCGAAAGAGCGUUGUUGGUCUCAAUCCAGACUUUCUGGCCCUCAAUAUUGUGGGCUUCGUGAUGUACAGUGUCUUCAACAUGGGUCUAUUCUGGAAUUCGGGAAUCCAGGCUGAGUACUUUGAGAGAUUCCCACGAGGCUUGAAUCCAGUGCUAGUCAACGAUGUGGUCUUCUCCCUUCAUGCUGCCUUCGCGACGCUCGUCACCAUAAGCCAAUGCUUCAUUUAUGAGCGCGGCGAUCAAAGGGUAUCGAUGGUGGCGAGAGGAAUUUUGGGCAUCUUUGCCGUUGUUGUGGUCGUUUGUGCCAUUCUUGCCGGCACAAAUGUAUUUCACUGGCUUGACUUCCUCUAUGCUUGCAGCUACAUCAAGCUCACCAUCACAUUGAUCAAGUAUGUGCCUCAGGCACUCAUGAACUACCGACGAAAAUCCACUGUCGGAUGGAGUAUUGGAAAUAUUUUGCUGGACUUCCUCGGCGGCAUGCUCUCGAUGUUGCAAAUGAUGCUCAAUGCUCACAAUUAUGAUGAUUGGGAUUCAAUUUUCGGUGAUCCCACAAAAUUCGGUCUUGGUCUUUUCUCCGUUCUCUUUGACAUCGUCUUCAUUAUUCAACACUACAUUCUCUACCGGGAUCGACACAGCGGGCUUAAAGGAAAUAGCUCAAAUCUCGAAAAACUCAUUGAAGACAAAGAAAAGCAGGAAGUGGUACCAUGAAAAGUCUCUUGAGUGAUAAGAAACAAAAUGAGAAGUGCUGAGAAGAAGUUCUCAGUUCUCCCCCAACUAACACAUAAACUAAACACCACGGUAAAGUUCAUCAUUAACACACAGAUCAGAAUUGAGAAGAAGAAUUGUUAUUCAAAAGCAGGGAUAUUAAUAUAACAUCUGAAUGAUGAUGUGAGAAAGGUGAUCACGUGAUUAAAUCACAAUGGAUUUUCUUGUCUCUCCGUAAAUGAAGAAGAAGAUAAUUUUUGUGAUAGAAACAUUUUAAAAAUUAUAAUAUUGUGGAAUAGUGUUUUGCAAUUCCUACUGACGAAUAUAGUUAGAAUAUCAUUUGUUUUUUGUUCUCUUCUCCUAUAUUCUCUCUCUCAGUUCCUAAAUUGUUGCCUUUGACUUCUUACGUUAAAGAUAAGCUUUUGGGCAAAAUGACGUGUUGAAAACACUCUUUUACUCGAACUUCUUUAGACUGUAUUACAUUAAAAAUGUGGUUUCACGCUUUACUUCGAUCUUUUAGUGCUUUAAAGUUAUUUAUUUAUUUAAAAACAAUGAAAUAUUGUCUUAGAGACUCUCAAAUUCAAAUUGCUGUGCGACAAAUUGUUAUUCAGACAUACAGACUUGAAAAUUUAGUUUCUAGAAUACUGAAUUCCCUAAAAUUUUUAAUUUAGAAUACUUUUGACCAAAUAUUAUGACAUAAAACACCCAGUAAGACUUCAAAAAAAGAAAAUUCAGGCUAACUUAGAAGAAUUCCCAGUUUCUCGAUUUUAUUGUAAACCUUUAUCUAUACGACUAUGUAAGAAUGAGCUUUCAUAAAAUUUAUUCAUCUUUAUAAACUUUCCAAGACUUAUUUAACAAAUAAAUAGAAUUCAAAACAGACAAAAACUUUGUAAAUUUGUACACAAAAAAACCACCAGACAUUUUAACAAUGAGGUGAUGAAGAAAAUAAAUCAUUUCUGUAUAGAAAAAAAU
Messenger RNA from Phlebotomus argentipes, 2839 nucleotides. RefSeq names its product cystinosin homolog (gene Ctns). Lineage: Eukaryota; Metazoa; Arthropoda; Insecta; Diptera; Psychodidae. Gene Ontology annotation, cellular component: lysosomal membrane. The transcript has 8 exons. Gene Ontology annotation, biological process: L-cystine transport. The coding region runs from base 671 to 1870 and encodes 399 amino acids. The record is from RefSeq and is a predicted model, not a curated record. Gene Ontology annotation, molecular function: L-cystine transmembrane transporter activity.